GUGUGAGAUGCAUUUAGCAUCAGCAUUCAGCAUAUGCGGAUGACUUGACAUUACAAAGCAGCUCAUGUGAGAUGACAGAGCUGCCAGAUUUGGCUGAAAGAAGAUAAGAAGCAAUGUCUACUCCAAGUGCAAAGAAAAGACUUGGUUCACGUCGCCGGGGAGCAAACCAAAAUGAAAUCUCUAAGAAUGAUGAGUUCCACAUAACAGACAAUACUUUUGUAGUGGAGUGCGUCAUACCAGAAGAAAAAACUGAAUCAUUAAAUGUACUUGUUAAUCCUGACAAUUUAACAACUGAAACGCAACAUCCACCGUCGCCCGAGCUCUCAGGCAACAGAAGAAAACUGGGGUCUCGUCGAAGAAAUAAACUACUGCAUGUUGAGGAUUCUGCGACUGAAUCAUGCCAUGAACCUAUCGAGGAAGUUGAGGAAAAAACAAGGGUAAAGGAAACCACAGUUACAAAACAAAUGUCACUUGCAAUACAAUCCAAGAAGCAGGAAGUAAUUAUUCAAGGGAGUGAAUAUGUGUCUAUAACACAUGAAGACUAUAUUUAUUCGGCCGCUACACCUAAAGUUCAGUACUCUACUACAACAAACUGUCCAAAGACUGACCUGGAAAGUUUAAUUCCCAAAAGUGAAAAUCUGCAAGCAGACCUAGAUGAAAAUGAGACCGACUCUAAAGUGGUAUAUGACUCUUGUAAAUUAGUGGACACUGUGCAAGAAGGAAUUGACAGAUCUGACAGUCUUCGCAAUGAGGAAGUCAAAGAAAGUGCACAUCUUGUUGGCAUCUCUGAAUUAACUAGUUUAAGUGUGCUUUCAUGUCCAGGAGUAGAUCAGCAACUCAUUGACCAAUUCAAUGUCAGGCAAAUGCCUGAAGAAAAACUUUCCAAUGUGCAUUCUGUAACAGAAAAAGAGUGCAAGGAAAGAGACGACAACACAGAAUUGUUGAGGAAGGAUGGAAAUUUACAGGGCAACUAUUUGGUGAGUGAGUCACAUGUAGAAUCAGUAGCUAUGCAGUUUUGUACCACACCAGAGAUAACCACAGAAAAAAUCAGCCCAAGAGAAAAUACUGAAAUUGAACAAGCAACAAUUUCAUCACCGAAAGAAGAGUUCCCUACAGAUGAGAAACAAAAUGAGCAUUCCAAUUUAUUUGAAGUAAAAUGCGCUCAUCGUUCAGAGGAUGCUGUAAACAACGUGCAUGAACAGGAGGUUAAGCCAACACAAAUUAAAGAAAUGCCUCAAAUUGAUGACUCAUCUGAAAGUGUGAUACAUGAUGCCACAGGGAAUUCUAAAAUCAUUUCUGGAAACCUGACAGAUAAAACAGAAGUCAGUGACACAUACCAAUCUGAGUUGAUUGUGAAAAGAACUGAUGAGUUUCCUAUCAAUCAGGACAUUUCAAUUCCUGCCGACAAACAGCAUGAGCAUUCUAAAAAAGAAAGCAACUUUGAAGCUGUAGAGCAGAAAAACAAGGGUUAUUAUGUAUCUGAUACCAAGAAACCACAAAUCAGCAACAUAGAAGGAGUAGACACUGCACCAGGUCAGAUAUAUGAGACUAAAGGCAGACAACAGGAUGAUACAAAACCAAGUGCUGAACAAACAGGUCAUCAGGAUAAGGAAGGACUAGUCUCUGAAAUGGAGAGUGAAUCCUCUUUACAAACCCUGCAAUCAGAAAUAAAUGCUCCUUUUGACUUCCAACCUCAGCAUAGCGACACCGGCUUCAACCCCAUUGGGAACAGAAGAAAACUGGGGUCUAGCCGAAAAAAUAAAGGAAGACAGCAUGUCAAGGACUCUGUUGCUGAAUCAUACAAUGUACACAAAGAAGAUGUAGAAAGUACCGGGGAUAAUGAAGCCUUCGAAACAAGACAAACAUUAUUGGCAAUAGAGAGAACAAGUCAAUCAAGUCAGGGGAGUGAGAGUGAUAUCAAGCCUGCAACACAUGACAGCUCUUUGUAUACAGCCAUUAUGCCUGGUUAUUCUUCUGACGUCCAAGGCCCCACUACAACAAACUAUCCAGAGGCUGACCUAGAAAGUUCAAAGACUAAAAGUGAAAAUCCUCGAGAUGAUCAUGAUGAAAGAGGGACUGACUUUAAAGUGGAGGUGUCUGAUAAAUCAGUGGGAUCCACCCUAGAAGGAACAGACCAAUCUGACACUCUUCAGAGUCAAGAAGUCACAGGCGCUCAUAAUUUAGAAGAUGCUGUAAAUACAGUGCAUGAACAGGAGGUUAAGCCAACAGAAAUGCAAGAAUUGCCUCAAAUUGAUUACGCAUCUGAAAGUGUGAUACAUGAUGCCACAGAAAAUUCUGAAAUCAUUUCUGGAAACCUGGCAGACCAAACUGAAGUCAGUGACACAUACCAAUGUGACUUGAUUGUGAAAAGGACUGGUGAUUCUCCUACCAAUCAGAAAAUUUCAAAUUCUGACAAACAGGAUGAACAUCCUACAAAAGAAAACAACUUUGAGUCCUUAGAGCGGAAAAAUGAGGAUUGUCAUAUUUAUGAUAUCAAGGAACCACAGAUCAGCCACAUAGAUAGAGUAGAUACUGCACUAGGUCAGAUAUAUGAGACUGAAGGCAGAGUACAGGAUGAUACAAAACCAAGUGCUGAACAAACAGGUCAUCAGGAUAAGGAAGGACUAGUCUCUGAAAUGGAGAGUGAAUCCUCUUUACAAACCCUGCAAUCAGAAAUAAAUGCUCCUUUUGACUUCCAACCUCAGCAUAGCGACACCGGCUUCAACCCCAUUGGGAACAGAAGAAAACUGGGGUCUAGCCGAAAAAAUAAAGGAAGACAGCAUGUCAAGGACUCUGUUGCUGAAUCAUACCACGAACCUACAGAGGAAGUUGUUGGCGAUACCCGCGAUAAUGAACCCCUUGAAACAACAGAAAUGUCAUUAUCAAUAGAGCCAGCAGUAAAGGAAAAGUCAAUGGAAACUAUGCUGGAAGAAAUGGAUCAAUUUGACACUGCUCAGACUGAAGAUGUUCGUGAUCAAGUAAAAGAAAAUGCACUUGUUGGCGGUGACUUACAUUCAAGUUUAACAGUAGAUCAGCAGAUGAUCGACCAAUCAAAUUCCACAGAGAUGCCAGAGGAGGAACUUUCCAAUGUGUGUUUUGUAAAAGAAGAAAACAAGGAAGGAGACGAGGACACAGAAUUGUUCAGGCACGAUGGAAAUGUACAGACCCACUACUUGGUGAGUGAGUCCUGUGUGAAAUCAGAAUCCUCUUUACAAACCCUGCAAUCAGAAAUAAAUGCUCCUUUUGACUCUCAACCUCAGCAUCAUGACACCAGCCUCAACUCAUUUGGGAACAGAAGAAAACUGGGGUCUAGCCGAAAAAAUAAAGGAAGACAGCAUGUCAAGGACUCUGUUGCUGAAUCAUACAAUGUACACAAAGAAGAUGUAGAAAGUACCGGGGAUAAUGAAGCCUUCGAAACAGGAGAAACAUUAUUGGCAAUAGAGAGAACAAGUCAAUCAAGUCAGGGGAGUGAGAGUGAUAUCAAGCCUGCAACACAUGACAGCUCUUUGUAUACAGCCAUUAUGCCUGGUUAUUCUUCUGACGUCCAAGGCCCCACUACAACAAACUAUCCAGAGGCUGACCUAGAAAGUUCAAAGACUAAAAGUGAAAAUCCUCGAGAUGAUCAUGAUGAAAGAGGGACUGACUUUAAAGUGGAGGUGUCUGAUAAAUCAGUGGGAUCCACCCUAGAAGGAACAGACCAAUCUGACACUCUUCAGAGUCAAGAAGUCACAGGCGCUCAUAAUUUAGAAGAUGCUGUAAAUACAGUGCAUGAACAGGAGGUUAAGCCAACAGAAAUGCAAGAAAUGCCUCAAAUUGAUUACGCAUCUGAAAGUGUGAUACAUGAUGCCACAGAAAAUUCUGAAAUCAUUUCUGGAAACCUGGCAGACCAAACUGAAGUCAGUGACACAUACCAAUGUGACUUGAUUGUGAAAAGGACUGGUGAUUCUCCUACCAAUCAGAAAAUUUCAAAUUCUGACAAACAGGAUGAACAUCCUACAAAAGAAAACAACUUUGAGUCCUUAGAGCGGAAAAAUGAGGAUUGUCAUAUUUAUGAUGUCAAGGAACCACAGAUCAGCCACAUAGAUAGAGUAGAUACUGCACUAGGUCAGAUAUAUGAGACUGAAGGCAGAGUACAGGAUGAUACAAAACCAAGUGCUGAACAAACAGGUCAUCAGGAUAAGGAAGGACUAGUCUCUGAAAUGGAGAGUGAAUCCUCUUUACAAACCCUGCAAUCAGAAAUAAAUGCUCCUUUUGACUUCCAACCUCAGCAUAGCGACACCGGCUUCAACCCCAUUGGGAACAGAAGAAAACUGGGGUCUAGCCGAAAAAAUAAAGGAAGACAGCAUGUCAAGGACUCUGUUGCAGAAUCAUACCACAAACCUACAGAGGAAGUUGUUGGCGAUACCCGCGAUAAUGAACCCCUUGAAACAACAGAAAUGUCAUUAUCAAUAGAGCCAGCAGUAAAGGAAAAGUCAAUGGAAACUAUGCUGGAAGAAAUGGAUCAAUUUGACACUGCUCAGACUGAAGAUGUUCGUGAUCAAGUAAAAGAAAAUGCACUUGUUGGCAUUGACUUACAUUCAAGUUUAACAGUAGAUCAGCUAUCAAAAUCUACGGCGAUGCCAGACGAAGAACUUCCCAAUGUGUGUUUUGUAAUAGAAAAAGAAAACAAGGAAAGCGACGACAACAGAGAAUUGUUCAGGCAGGAUGGAAAUUUACAGACCAACUAUUUGGUGAGUGUAUCUCGUGUGAAAUCAGAAGAUAUAGAUUAUUCUAUCACACCAGAGAUAACCACAGAUAAACCCAACCCCAAAGAGCAUACAGAACCUGAAUGCAGUGUUGAACAAGCAAUAUUGUUGUCACCAAAAGAGGAGUUGUCUACAAGUGAGGAACAAAAAGAGCAUGUGAACUUAUCUCAAGUCAGAGGAGCUCGCCAUUCAGAGGAUGCUGUAAAUGAAGUGCAUGAAGAGGAGGUCAAGCCAACACAAAUGCAUCAAAUUGAUAACUUCUCAAUAAAGGAAAGUCAAUCUUCUUUACAAACACUGCAUUCAGAAAUGAAUGCUCCUUUGAACUCCCAACCUUUUGACAGUUAUCAGAGUAUCAAAGGGCAAACUCCCACAGGGAACAGAAGGAAAUUUGGGUCAAACCGAAAAAAUAAAGGACUGCAGGUCAAGGACACAACAAAAAUGUCAUUGGUAACAGAGACAAUGAGGCAGGAAGAAUUAAAAGAGCAAACCAACUUAGACUUCAAACCUACUGGGGAAAUAAGACAAUUUAGAUCAACUGUAAAUGACGAAGAAAAUACAGAAAAGAUGUCGGAGGAAGGCACAAUUUUGUCACAGAAUGUGAUGGACAGCAGUACAAUUGUGACAACAGACAUGCCUUCAAGCUCAGGCAAAGAUGACUUUGUCAAAUCCAAGGAAGUUACUGAGAUGGAAAAUAAACUCAUAAAAGAGACCGAGAAUCUAAGUCAGCUUACAGGAUGUGACACAGUUAAAAUGGACUUGACACAAUCACCGAACAUCUCAGUUUGGAAAGAUGAUUCAGACAUACAGAAUAUCUCAUAUCAUGAUGAAAAUGUCACCACCAAGCCAAUCGCUGAAGAUGUUCUUGAGCAAGAAGGAGCCUUUCAGGUCCAUGACACAGAAGCUUUAUCUUGUGACAAAGAAAUGAAUAUGCAACAGACAAAUGAUACAUCACAAAUUGUUGGAGAUGUCACAAUAAAAGCCUAUAAUUCAGGAGCGGAGAGUUCAAUGUGUGUACAAGUUUCUAGACAGGAUAAAGAUGGAGAACAAUUUGAAGAACUUACAAAGAAAGACCAUGAAGCCCAAGAAAUGAAUGUUUCACAGGUGAUCACACAUGCUGAACUGUUUUCUGCUUCACAAAACAAAACUGACACUAUGGCUCCAUUUGACAUUGGUCUCGAGGAAAACAUCCAAGCAAAGCCAGCUGAGGAUGUGUCUGAGGAAAGAGGAAUUUCCAGCCAACAACGGAUACAAGAAAAAACUAAUUUAGAUGACAGUGAACAUUUGCAAGGAAGAUCCAAACAGAAAAGGAGAAAAAUGGGAUCUACUCGCCAGACUCAACUCAAUAGGAAACCAGAGGAAAAGAGAGGUGAAACAAAAGAAAGUGACUUUAACACAGAAGCUGACAUGAGAAAUGUCGACAAGAUGGAAGCAAUGGAGGAUUUACAAAUUAGUGUAACUGCAGAGGUGUCACAGAAUGAACAUGCAAAGCCAUCACUGAGUCCUAAGAAUAAAGAACAACAUGAAACCAGCACUGUUCACGACAAUAGGCAAAAGCUACAAAGGUCUGACCUGCAGAGUAUACAGAGCAACAUGAUCUCAGACAGAGCUUAUUCAAAUACUCUCCUUCCUGAGCUAUCUGCCUCCCACAGUAAAGAAGUUGUUAAUCCUGUUAAGUUUGUUCAUGUAACUGAUGUAAGGGACAGUGAGAGUAAUGUAGAUGUUAGUGUGGAGCCAUCACAGCUAGAUGAUUUUACCACCACUGAGAUGCAUAUCACCUCUGUGAGCUUUGUGUCUUUAUGUGAGACCACACAGAGUGCACAAAAUGAUGAGAAAUGGCCAGAGAGUGUAAACGUAAUAAAUGACCAAGCUUUGAAAUUGGCAGAUGAGCCUGUUGUGGCAGAUUUGGAAAUAAUGAAAUCUGUAGUCAGAGGAGGAGCUCAAGAAGAGCAUAUGAGUGCCCAGGCUAGUAAACAAGAGCCAGACAAAGCAAAUGAAGAAGCUCACACUAAAAAUCUCGAGAUGAAGAAUGCAAAUUUAGAUUCAACCAACAAGAGAAGAAAGAUGGGCAGCACACGCAGAAGUCUCGGUUCACGGACAAAACGGGAAGACAUGUAUGAAAAGCAAGAAGAGGAUAAUGAGGCAACAGAGGUUGCAACUAUUGUUGGAGUUCUAAAGACUGAAAGUUUCUCAGGCAACAUAGGUGUGCUACAACUUCAUGAAGACAGUGGCUCUGAGCAAAGGAAAGAAAAGGAAUUUGAAACUGUGGAAUACUGCCACACUGGUGAGUCUUACUUCAAACCUCCCCAGACAUUUGAAGAAAAUCCUGUUUCUCAUGGUCAACUAGUAGAAACAGAGCAUCAACUAACUCCCAAUUAUCUCCCCACAAUACUAUCCACUUCUCCCAAACACGAUUUAAUGUCAGAAUCAGCAUUUGGUAGGAAAAGAAGAAAAAUGGGAUCUCACCGAAAGUCACAUGGACACCAAAACUAUGAAAACCAAACAGCAAAAGGGGACAAAAUAACUGAUGCACAAAAUGGGAGCGAUGUCAGAAGUAUCACAGAUGAAAGUGCCAACAAGACAACUGAAGAGCUGAGGGAAGAAUCUUUGGGCCCAGACAAAAUAUCAGAGGUUAAUACAAUUGACAAGAAACCAUCAUCCAACAUCAGCACCUCAAAGGCAGCAGAGCAGCCUGUUAGUGAGAAGAAACCUAAAGAAGUGACUCCUGUUCAACAUCCUUAUGCUGAAAUCCACCUGGCUCAAGAGAGUCAACAGAAGUUUUCUCUGGCAGGUAAUUCCAGGGCAGCAGAUCUGCAAUCAAACACUUACAAUGUGAUAAUGGUUGGAGACAGCAGUGUGGGCAAAACCUCCUUCAUGAAAAGAGCUCAAAGUGGGAAGUUUUCUUUAGAUAUACCCGCCUCUGUUGGACUUGAUUCCUGCAUGUGGACUGUGGUAGUGGAUGGGAAACAUGUGGUGCUACAGUUGUGGGAUACAGCUGGUCAGGAAAGGUUUCACAGCAUGACAAGGCAAAUUUUCCACAAAGCCAACGCAUUUCUCUUGAUGUAUGACAUCACUUCUUCUCAGAGUUUUUCUGCAAUCAGCUACUGGGCAAGCUGUAUCCAGGAAGGGGCUGCAGAAAAUGUGACCAUUUUACUUGUUGGCAAUAAGAGUGACUGUGCAGAGCGCCAGGUUAAAACUCAGGAGGUGGAAGUUCUUGCAAAGGAAUACAACUUUGAAUUCAUGGAGUGUAGCGCUGCCACAGGUGAAAAUGUGGUUCAGUCUUUGGAAACUGUGGCCAGGAUGUUGAGUCAAAAAGUUGACACAAGAGAAGAAGCCAUGGAGUUACACAAAGAGCCCAACAAGAAAAAAUCAUCAGGAUGUUGCUGAACAAGAUAUGUGUCUGAAAACUCGGUAAAGUGGAGAAAUCUUGCACACUGUGGAGCAUCACCAAUGAUUUCCAGAAUCGAUUUAAUUCCGAUUUACAAGGUCCCGAUUCGAUUACAUUUCCAAUUCGAUAUCAAUUAGGUUAGGGAAAUUUCAAUUACAAUAUGAAUUUUGCAGGACGUACGCUGUUAAUUUUACAAGCAAGAAGCAACCCUCAAAUAUUUUUUUAUAAUGCACCAAGUUACCCCAAAAAAGUUUGCUUAAAGUACUUAACAAGUCAUUGACAUACUACAACAGUCAUCAACAUAACAACUGUAGACUACAGCCAGUGAGUAGAGUGACCAUGUUAAAGAACAUUCUUGUAAAACAACUAUACCAAGAUAAACCAUAAAAAAGCCUUAUCUCUGACAAAUUGACAGUACAUUGGUCUUUUCAAUCAAAUUUAGCCCAGAAAAGGUUACUGUGAGCCGGCUACAGAGCAUUCUCAGGUCCUUUAUAGUUAAAAACAAAUCCACAAAGAGAAAAUUCUCUAUAUUGUGUGGCUAUAUACACUUUAUGGAAACUCUUAAUGUUACUUUCAUGACACAAAUAUAUAUUCAGUGUGUAUGUACAUUGACAUUUUGCUGUUGCUGAAUCUUUACAGGUAAAUUACCACUUGGAAGUUACAAAACGUGAUACCAAAUUGAUAUUAUCAAGGAUCUACUAAAAUAGUAUUUUUAUACAAUUAUGUUUUUAUAGAAUAUUUCAGUGUUAAAGUGUGUGUAAAAGUAACAUGUGCAAUAAGCCUUUGAACAACAGCAUCUUUUCAUUGUUGUAGCUGUUUAGUACAGUGUUAUUCAAUAAUUACAUUGUUUAUGUCAACCAUCUGUUCUAAAUGAAUGACAUUGGCACCAUUGUAGUUGUCACACAGCUGCCAGAUAAUCAUAAAUAACAUUUCAUACCUCUGUAAUUAAAGACAACAGCAGUAAAAUAAACAGGCUUUAAAUAUACAUGUAAAUUAUUUUUUAUGUUUCUGUGUAUUUCCCUUUAACUUGUGCAGCCAAAUACCUAUAAUCAAGUUUUAAUGUCAUGCCUCAUGCUUAAUAAACCUCCACAAUGACAACUACA
Sander lucioperca (pikeperch) is the source of this 9233-nucleotide messenger RNA. RefSeq names its product RAB44, member RAS oncogene family (gene rab44). The coding region runs from base 114 to 8129 and encodes 2671 amino acids. Gene Ontology annotation, molecular function: GTP binding; GTPase activity. The transcript has 10 exons. The record is from RefSeq and is a predicted model, not a curated record. Lineage: Eukaryota; Metazoa; Chordata; Actinopteri; Perciformes; Percidae.